UGUAUGCGCAGCACAGUGAGUCGCAGCACGGGAUGAUCGUCAGUCGUAAUUCUUAAACUACAAAGCGAAUGAGUUUUCAUCGCACGCCUCCUACAGCUGACGUGAAUCUCCUCGUAAGAACUAGUUGAAUUAGUGCGCCGUGUCGUCGUCGUGUCCGCGCCCAUCGCGUCUGCACGCCUUCACGCACCAGCUCCCGUCCGCUGCGCAGCACUAACCUCACAAUCCGCGCUGUUCCGAAAAUCUGCAGGUAUGUCCGACAAAACAAACUCCAAGGCGGCGAAGCUGCUGCGCAUCAAGGCGCAGGAGUUCCACCAGUCCCGCCGCAACUCCCAUGCGUUGGCGGAGAUCAUGAGCCACUUCGAAAGCGGCAGCGAUACCUCCGUCUGCCUGCAAGUUCUCGAAGGCAUCUUUUCCCUCUUGCGGGAAAGUCAGAUGUACACCGAGAUCGUCCCGCUGAAGGUACCUCCUCGUACUAUAGAAGUCGAAUACUCCGAGUGGUUACGCACCAUCUACGAUAAAUUCUGGGAUAAAAUCCUAGCAUGUAUUGAGCGGAUGACACUGCUGCCUAAACUACAAUUACAAGCACUCACAACAGCCAUGAAUCUUCUAGAACAAGAGGGACGUUUUCCACUCGAACAGCGUCAUGAAAUGCCAAGAAUGAUGCCCGUGCCGCGUCUGAAGGCAAUACUCACGCGUGUUUUGCACAAAACUCAAUUGUCUGUACAUUUGAUCAAUAAAUUCCAAGAGUUUCUUUUCGACGAUAUACUGCAUUACACCUGGAAGUCUUUACCGUCGGUAACAGCUAAGAUCAACCCCGCGAAGCCAUAUAUCUUUAAUUAUCUGCUGUUGUUGGAAAGACUUCCGGUGCAACAGAAUGCGUCGCGAGCUUUGUACUGUUGUGGCAAUGAUUUCGUCUACGACGAACGCGCUGCGGUGAAGAGCAUCAACAAAAUAUGGAACUGUGUUAUGCAAUGGGAGCACACUGAGGAUACACACCGGCAGUUGCUAGUCGUGCUGCUGGAGCGUGUUUCACCGCAUCUGGAAAAACCAUUGCUUAUGAUAGAUUUUCUUAUGGAUUCACUAGACAUGGGCGGGCCGAUCGGCAUGCUUGCGUUACAGGGAAUCUUUUCGAUGAUUCAGAUCCACAAUCUCGAAUAUCCGGAUAUUUUCGCCAAGCUGUAUUCAAUGUUUGAGCCAGAGAUUUUCCACACCAAGUUCAAGGCAAGGUUAUUCUAUCUCGCCGACAUGUUUCUGAGCUCCACUCACCUGCCUGAAAACUUAGUGGCUGCCUUUGUCAAGCGUCUGGCACGACUUGCUCUUGUAGCGCCUAGUCAAGACGUCGUCGUCAUUUGCAUAUUCAUAUGCAAUCUUAUACUACGGCAUCCAGGAUUAAAAUGUAUGCUGGAUGACACGGGGCUCGCCACUGAUGACACCUACAUCAUGGAAGAACGUGAUCCAGUCAAAUCGAACGCGAUUCAAAACUCACUGUGGGAAUUGCGCUCGUUGCAGAAUCAUUCUUCUCCCAAGGUAGCACUCACCGCGCGUAUCAUCAACCGACCGCUGCCGAAUGUCGAAUGGGACAUCACUAAAUACCUGAGCGACACCAAUGAUGAUGCUUUCGAUCAGGAGGUGAAGAAGAAUCGCCGCCAGAUCACGAAAACCUUCGAUAAGCCGUCGAUUGAUAUUCGUGAUGCACUCACGAAGUACUGGACCUUCUAGAGCGCGCGCGUGCAUGUUUCUCGUUUCCUUACUCUGUACGUUCAUUUAUUGCUGUGUGUGAGGAUAGGGCCUACAGUUGAUGGGCGCGAUGACGGCCGUCGGUGAAGGAAAGCAAGUAUUCCUUGUAGUCGAUCGCUGCGUCGUGCUAAUUUGUUUUGUACAUGAGAGAAUGUCUGCCACGAUUGUAUUUCGCCUGGCAAAUCUAUUAUUUUGUUACUUAGAUUUAUUUAUACGUGUCGAACAUUGAAAUAAUUUGACUUCAAAGUAAAUAAGUGAUUUUAAA
Dalotia coriaria is the source of this 2002-nucleotide messenger RNA. Its product is annotated as nucleolar complex protein 4 homolog A. Gene Ontology annotation, biological process: ribosome biogenesis. The record is from RefSeq and is a predicted model, not a curated record. Lineage: Eukaryota; Metazoa; Arthropoda; Insecta; Coleoptera; Staphylinidae. Gene Ontology annotation, cellular component: nucleolus; Noc4p-Nop14p complex; small-subunit processome.